Leptopilina heterotoma is the source of this 1562-nucleotide messenger RNA. RefSeq names its product V-type proton ATPase subunit d (gene VhaAC39-1). The coding region runs from base 135 to 1181 and encodes 348 amino acids. The record is from RefSeq and is a predicted model, not a curated record. Gene Ontology annotation, biological process: vacuolar transport; proton transmembrane transport; vacuolar acidification. Lineage: Eukaryota; Metazoa; Arthropoda; Insecta; Hymenoptera; Figitidae. The transcript is spliced from 6 exons. Gene Ontology annotation, molecular function: proton-transporting ATPase activity, rotational mechanism. Gene Ontology annotation, cellular component: proton-transporting V-type ATPase, V0 domain; early endosome; vacuolar proton-transporting V-type ATPase complex.
CAUCAACUUACCAAUUCAGAUGAUCAUAUGAUCACCUCACGAGAAAAAGGGGCGAGUCCUUGUUUUUACACAUAAAAUUUUGACGUAUCGUUGAAAUUUCCUCAUUUAAAUCUGAAAAAUAAAUUGAAUUAACAAUGAAGGGCUGUUUGUUUAAUAUCGACAAUGGUUAUUUGGAGGGUUUAUGUCGUGGUUUCAAGUGUGGAAUACUUCAACAAAGUGAUUAUUUAAACUUGGUGCAAUGUGAAACACUUGAAGACUUGAAACUACAUUUGGCGGGAACGGAUUAUGGCAGUUUUUUGGCAAAUGAACCCUCGCCAUUGUCAGUGAGUGUUAUUGAUGAUAAACUGAGGGAGAAACUUGUCGUUGAAUUUCAACAUAUGCGAAAUCAUUCUGUUGAACCAUUGUCGCAAUUUCUUGAUUUCAUCACUUACAGUUACAUGAUUGAUAAUAUAAUUUUACUCAUUACUGGCACUCUUCAUCAGCGACCAAUUUCCGAAUUAAUACCCAAGUGUCAUCCACUUGGUAGUUUCGAGCAAAUGGAGGCAAUUCAUGUCGCAGCAACUCCUGCUGAAUUGUACAAUGCCGUUUUGGUCGAUACUCCUCUGGCUCCAUUUUUCGUCGACUGCAUUUCCGAACAGGAUUUGGAUGAAAUGAAUAUUGAAAUAAUCAGGAACACUUUGUAUAAGGCUUAUCUUGAGGCUUUUUACAAAUUUUGCAAAGACAUCGGUGGCACCACUGCUGAAACAAUGUGCGAAAUACUCGCUUUUGAAGCCGAUAGACGAGCAAUAAUUAUAACGAUUAAUUCGUUUGGAACCGAACUCGGUAAGGAUGAUCGUGCUAAACUCUAUCCCCGUUGUGGAAGAUUGAAUCCCGAUGGAUUAGCUGCCCUUGCUCGUGCUGAUGAUUAUGAACAAGUGAAAGCCGUCGCCGAAUAUUACGCAGAGUAUAGCGCACUUUUCGAAGGGGCUGGUAAUAAUCCUGGUGAUAAAACACUGGAGGAUAAAUUCUUCGAACGAGAGGUUCGUUUGAACGUCAACGCUUUCCUUCAACAAUUUCAUUUCGGAGUAUUUUAUAGUUACUUAAAAUUAAAAGAGCAAGAGUGUCGCAAUAUUGUCUGGAUAUCUGAAUGCGUUGCACAAAAGCAUCGCGCCAAAAUUGACAAUUACAUUCCAAUUUUUUAAAUUGAAAAACAAAAACAGAAAAAACAGAAGAAAUUGGAAAUAGAUAAAAUUAAAUUUAUUCGACGCCGUUUUGUUUUGAGGGCAAAAAAAAUGCUCCACUUAUUAACAAAAAAAAAAAUAUUGUUGUCGACAAGAACAAAAUUAUUUUUGAGAGACAAAAAUCUCAAGUAUUCAUGUAUUUUCUUUUUUUCACAAUAUUGGCGUUUGAAAUUUUAAACUUUUAAAAGAAACAAAAAAAAGAACAUCAAUUUUCUUGUACAUAGUAUAUAAAUUAUAUUCUCUAAUCUCCAAGUAUAGUAUUAUUAUUAUCAGAGGUAUAAAUUGUUGUCUGUAAAACUGUGUAAUAACGCACUAAUAAAACCAUUCUGCAUUCCAUGUUAA